Biomphalaria glabrata is the source of this 1173-nucleotide messenger RNA. Its product is annotated as chymotrypsin-like elastase family member 2A. Gene Ontology annotation, molecular function: serine-type endopeptidase activity. NCBI's taxonomy places the organism in Eukaryota, Metazoa, Mollusca, Gastropoda, Planorbidae. Gene Ontology annotation, biological process: proteolysis. The record is from RefSeq and is a predicted model, not a curated record. The transcript has 2 exons. The coding region runs from base 146 to 1132 and encodes 328 amino acids.
UCGCGCCAAAGAUCGCAUUUUUUUUUUGUUGAGGAAACAAACAAUGGUCAAAGCUGAAAGUAAAAUAAGAAUAAUAACAAUUAUUGAUGCAAUCAUAUUUAAAAUAAAGUAAAACAAAGUAUAAUCCUGAUGUUUCAUCUUUGUUAUGUAUAAAAUAUGCUUUUCAUUCCUUUUUUAUUCACUGUUGGUUUUAAAAGUACAGAGUGAGUGUUACAAAUUUGGUAAGAUGAAGUAUGAAUUUGAUUACUACAAAAGAAUGUACAAUGAGUUUGUCGGAAAUCCGUUUCAAAAGGCCAACACUCCCUUACCAGACGUAUUUGACUAUAAUGUUGAAGAAAGACGAUUACAAAAGCUACAAUGUGGAAAAACAACCGUCGACCCUGAGUCAGCCAUAUUAGGCGGACGAACAGCUAAAGACAAGGCCUGGCCCUGGUAUGUACUUCUGAAACACAACACCACCAGGGGACUGUGUGGGGGUGUGCUGAUUGACAAUCGAUGGGUGCUGACGGCCGCUCACUGUCUCCUCAACAAAACCAUAGCUUACGCGAGUUUUGGUAACUUUAAGAGGAACGACACUACUCGACGUGUGAGUCAUACAUUCGUCCACGAGGACUAUGAAUCGGUGUCGAAAUUCUCUGCCAGCGACAUCGGUAUGGUUCUACUUCAGAGACCAGUGAAAUUCUCCGACGAGAUCCAGCCGAUCUGCCUACCCGGUGAAGACAUGAAUUUUGAGGGUAACCUUCAGUGUUACGCGAUGGGCUUUGGAACCACCGACCCUGACGUGCGUGUCGGAAGCGACACUCUGCAGCAGAUAAAAGUCAACAUCACUUCUCAGGCCGUCUGCGUUUAUGCCUACAGGAUGUCCAAUGUGAGCGUGGACAGUCGAAACAUCUGCUCUGAAAAAGAGCCGAAUAUCGGCCUGUGCUAUGGCGACUCUGGAAGUCCACUAAGCUGCAAGUAUGGUCAAAGGUUUGUUGUAGCUGGAAUCGCCGUAUUUGUUAGUCCGUAUUGCCGAAGCUUAUACUGGCCCGAUGUUUAUGUUAGAGUCAGCGAGUUCCGAAACUGGAUCAUAAGAAUAGUAGGCAGAUACAGGAGUGUUGGACCACUUGUACUGCCUGAUGAUCAAAACUAAAUUGUGUUAGCUCAUUAGAAUUAAAAGUACUUUUAUGAACA